Lytechinus variegatus (green sea urchin) is the source of this 3957-nucleotide messenger RNA. Its product is annotated as mucin-like protein. Gene Ontology annotation, biological process: cell-matrix adhesion. Lineage: Eukaryota; Metazoa; Echinodermata; Echinoidea; Temnopleuroida; Toxopneustidae. The record is from RefSeq and is a predicted model, not a curated record. The coding region runs from base 142 to 3957 and encodes 1271 amino acids. Gene Ontology annotation, molecular function: calcium ion binding. The transcript is spliced from 24 exons.
AUCUUCUAUGGUCCUGAUAUCGAUGAUGUAUUGGAAUACUAUCAAUACGGCUUCCUUGCUUGGUAUACGAUCAGACUUGAAACCGGUUUCCCUGUCGGAUUUAAUAAGCUGUAUACCUACAUCACGUUUACAUCAACUGGAAUGAUCCACUUUUCAAACUACUAUCCUCAUUACUAUCAUCUAUAUAAAUACAUCAACCCAUCAACGUUUAGAUUCACGGACCAGCUCUACAGAGACCCCGCCAUUGCGGUAUUUGGUGCACCGGUCGAUCUCUACAGAGGUAGCCCAAGCAUCUUCUUUCAGGUAUACGACAUUAACAAGUCAUAUGGAAACUCUGAGUCCCAGCUCUCAGUGCUUAAACAAAAAAUCUAUGAGUCCCGGUCACUGCCGUCAGGGAUAAAUUCUCAUCAUUUCAUUGAAGGGAUCAACUUCUUUUUUAAGAUUACUUGGUAUAGGGUCCAGCCUCAAGGAUCUAUUCCUGGUGUAGAGACGAAUACCUAUCAAGCCGUUCUUUUCACUGACGGCAGGAGAAGUGGUAUCUUGAAUAUGUAUCAAGAAGGCAGUUUCCGAUGGGACCCACCCUCUAAGUCGAUACCGGCGAGGAUUGGAUGGAACAUCAAGCAUAAUCGGUAUAAUAGAUACGAAGGCUACACCCAAGAUAUACGGUACGAAAGCUAUCGCCCCGAUCUAAGAAAUGGCAGCACCGGUCUACUGGGUAGAGACAUUUACCGUCUUGAUGACAAUCCUGACUCGUAUAUCAAUGCACGCCGAUACUGUCAAGACUGGUAUGGCAAGGAUCUUUCUUUUGGCCAAGGAUCUGUCCUAAGGGCGUGGUCUGCAGAGCCAUGCCCUUGCACCCGAUGGCAGGCCCAGAUAGAUCAGAGGUUUACCCCUUGCAACAACCCUUUGUACGGUUAUGGCUCCGGUUACGGUUACGGAUAUGGCUAUGGAUAUGGUUACAAUUACGGACUUCCCAACUACUAUUAUGAUAGAUGGGGGACUACCUGUUACCAACCUCGAAGGCCCCGCUUUGGUGGAGGAUAUAGAUGUACCUAUUAUUCAGAUUGGUGGUCCUCUUCUUUGAUCAGAGGUUAUAGAAGUCUCUGGAGAUCCAGUCACUACCAAGCCGUCAUGCCAACCAACGCUAGAUUCCUCUCGUUUUUCUAUUAUUCCUUGAAUUACUAUUACGCCUGGAUCGAGCGUGAUGUCUUUGCUCGCUUUUACUGCUGCGGAUCAGCCGGAGGAAGAUACUGCAACCUUUAUGAGAGUCGUCGGCCACAGGCUCACUGCUGGGGAUACAUACCUCCGAGGUUUGGAUGGUUCUGGGGCGAUCCUCAUAUCAGUAGCAUCGAUGGCAAGAAGUACACUUUUAAUGGACUUGGUGAAUACCUGUUGAUGUCUUACAGUCAUGGAGAUCCGUUCGUUUUACAAUCAAGAACUGGCAAGGCCUAUAACAACAGCAAGCCUGUUGAACAUGGAACAGUAUUCACAGGAUUCGCUGCAACACAAAGUAUCACCAAGGUUGAAUUCCAGCUGAAUGACAACAGAACAGAAAUGAAUAUUCUUGUUAAUGGUUCCUCCAUUAAUAUGACGGCCUUCUUGGAAGAUGGAUUUGAUUCUCUGGACCAGACGUUUAUCUUAUCCUCAGAAGGCUCAGAUAAUGAGACCGAAUCUGAGGAUGAGAUCAAGGUCACAGCUCUCUUUCAACCAGACGGUUAUCCGAGUACGUCCUUCACUGUGACCUUCAAGAAUGCGAUCUUGGAUAUAGGUGUCAUGGUGCCAUCUGAGUAUGCAGAGCGUGGGACCGGCAGGGGUCUGCUUGGAAAUGUUAAUGGGAACAAAUCAGAUGAUUUCCUGCUCAGGAAUGGAACAAUAUUGAUGGACCCGCCUGGAAGAAAUUUGACAGACAGAGAGAUAUUCCAAUUUGGACAGUCUUGGCAAAUUAGUGAAGAUGAAUCGCUCUUUGAGUAUGGCGACAGAGAUUGGAGUUCCUACAAUCCUAGCAACUACACACCAAUCUUCCAAGACGAUCUGCUUGCUCUUGAUCCCGUGCGAACCGCAGCGGCCCGUGAAGCUUGCGGGGAGAACGAAGCUUGCGUCUUCGACUACCUCGCCGUAAACCCUGAUAUGGGUCAACAGACGAUGAGCACUGAAGACCAACUCGACAAUGAUCUCCAAAGCCUUGAUAACUUCCCACCAAACAUUACUAGCGUGACAGAGAUUACCGAUACCGAUGCUUUACAAGGCGAUGAUGUUCUCUUUAUGCAAGUGGAUGUGAACGUUACCUUGAAAAUCAUCGCCGACGACCCUAACGAAGGAGAUGUAGUAGAUUUUAUUUUCAACAGUACAGCACCAGAUGGCGCCAGUAUUAACUCGGAUGGUAUCUUUACAUGGAUACCCCCUAACCUAAACGUAACCUCCAUUGAGAUCAUUGCGACGGAUAACCGGAAUGCACAGACAUCUAUCCAAUACAAGGUUCUUGUCUGUGAAUGCCAGAACAAUGGUGUAUGCGACUUCGAAGACCAAGCCGAGGGCCAAGACCUGAAUGCCAAUGGCUUCGCGGUGGUCACGUGCAAUUGCACUGAUGGGUGGUCAGGUGACCACUGUGACGUGGACUACGAUGCAUGUGAGGGCAGCGGGCCCUGUUAUGAGGGGGUUAUCUGCUACGACGAGCCUCCAUCUGCGGAUGAAGAAUAUAGAUGCGGACCCUGCCCUCCCCAGCUGACAGGCAACGGGAGCAACUGCUUUGACUUUAAUGAGUGCGAUGGAGAUACCAAUGAUUGCAAGCAGAAUUGUGAAAACAUUCUGGGAUCUUACACCUGCUCGUGCGACCCUGGUUUUGUUCUUAACCUUGAUCAGCGAUCGUGUGACGAAUUAAGUGAGUGUGACGAAGCCCUGAUGAAUUCUUCUGGCUCUAAAAACUGCACCUGUGAUUAUGGCUUCCAACUUGUAAAUGGGACUUGUUCAGAUUUUGAUGAAUGUGAUGCGGGUGUUGACGAAUGUCAAUCAGGAAUAUCCACAUGCAACAACCUCCCUGGAGAUUAUAACUGCGCCUGUCUUCCAGGAUAUGAAAGCAUAUCACCCAAAGAGUGUAAAGAUAUCGACGAGUGUGACCUCAUGAUGGAUGACUGCAACACAGCAAACAAUUUGGUCUGUAUGAAUACCCAGGGUAACUUUUCCUGUGUCUGCAGAGAGAAUACGUUCAAUAUCGGUGGAACUUGCGAAAAUGCGCUGACGUUAUCUCUUGGUAUUGGAUUUACUUUUAUCAGCGGUUUUGGAAUCGAAUUAAACCCGGAAGUAAUUGAAUCAGAAGAGACUCAGAGUGAACUGGCUCAAGAUGUGUUCCUAUACCUUAAUGCAUCAUCGCACCUAAGUGAUGGCACGCUGCUGGCCUUGUCUGUGCAGAACUAUAGUUUACCCGGAAGUUAUGCCCUGGUCUUCUUCCGGGUUGAUCUAAGCGAUGGCACGCCCUUGAAUAGCUCGAGUCUGGAGAAGAUUUUCGUGGAAUUACUCCCGGAUUCACGACUUAUUGAACCAUCUCAUAUUGUCAGACCAGAAGAUAUCAACGAAUGUGAGUUGUCUGAAGAUGCCUGCCGCAAUGGAGAGUGUACGAAUACUGAUGGGGGCUUCUAUUGUACCUGUGACGAAGGGUUCUAUCUUGGAAUGGGAAACGACUCUUGCUUAGAUAUUAACGAAUGCCUGGGAGUUCACGAUUGUGACCAAACCUGUGUCAACUCACCCGGAAAUUAUUCCUGUUCCUGUCAACCAGGCUUUGUACUUCUCGAUGACAGGGUUUCAUGCAGCGAAAUCAAUGAAUGCGCGUCCGAUCCUUGUCAAAACGGAGCGACCUGCAGGGAUGAGAUCAACAUGUAUACGUGUACCUGUGCUCUUGGCUACAAUGGAACCAACUGCGAAACCGGUGAUUCUACAAAAUUCUCUUUGGAUACUAAAUUUUAA